Molecule: messenger RNA, 2853 nt
Organism: Panonychus citri (citrus red mite)
Lineage: Eukaryota; Metazoa; Arthropoda; Arachnida; Trombidiformes; Tetranychidae
Product: serine/threonine-protein kinase Sgk2-like
Exons: 5
Coding region: 488-1861 (457 amino acids)
Biological process (GO): protein phosphorylation
Molecular function (GO): protein serine/threonine kinase activity; ATP binding
Source: RefSeq, a predicted model, not a curated record
UUUUAAAAUUCAUUUGUAACCAAAGCGUUGUUAAUUUAGUUUCAUUUUCACUAAUUAACUCUCGUAACUUUUGAUUAUCCUUUUUAUUAUUAUUAAUACAUUUGAUUAGUUUCCAAACUUAUUACAUCUUAAUUUGUUUCGAUCACUUUUUUUUUACAUGUUAAUUACUAAAUUUGUUCAUUGAUCAUCAUUUGGAUGGAUGAAAAUUAAUUAAUCGAAAGCAGCUCAAAAAGUUAUCAUAUCUUUGAUUUGUUUUCUAGAUCAUCAAGACAAACUACAACAACCUUUUUCCUGAUUCAAUUGAUUUUCCUUGAUUGUUCAGUCAACUUUCAUAUAUAUAUAUCAUUGUUUUGUUUUCCUGUGAUUCUCAGGAUCAACUUUGAUUAUACUUUGAAAUUUAAUUGUUAGUGUUAACUAAUUGUCGUUGUGAGAUUGACCUUUUAAAUUUUCCAAACUGGGUUUAGACGUGUUGAAAAAAGGUGCUGCCAUGGUUGAUCUGAGUCGCUGGGAUCGUUGGAAGGUCAAACUGAAAUUGGGAAAUUCACGAAGAUCAAAUAAAUCACCGGGUACCAAUGUUAAACUAAAUGGUAACGGGUCACCUUCAUCGAUUGACCUGAGAUCAGCUGAUCAGUCAAGUUCAAGUAGCUCUUCAGAUGGGGAUAUUGAAUCAAUGUCGGUCGAUGGAUGUUGGCCUGGACCUCGUCAAUCAGAGGUAAUCUUAUGUUCAUCGCCCAAUGGUAUUAGUACAAUCUCUUCACCUAAUGCAACACCGACCGAUUUAAACUCUUCUUCCGGUUCCGAUUUGAUUGGUACCAAUGCUGCCAAUAAAUCUUUAGAUUUGGGACCAAGUGAAAAGAAACACGCUAAACCCUCUGAUUUUGAAUUUCUCAAAGUAAUUGGCCAUGGAUCUUUCGGUAAAGUGUUAAUUGCUCGUCACAAAGCGGAAGAACAAAUUUACGCGGUCAAAGUGUUACAGAAAAAGGUGAUACUCAAGAAAAACGAACGAAACAACGUAAUGUGCGAACGAAAUGUUCUUCUCAAGAAUUUACAUCAUCCCUUCCUUGUUGGUCUUCAUUAUUCAUUCCAAUCAAGGGAUAAACUUUACUUCGUUCUCGAUUAUGUCAACGGAGGUGAACUCUUUUUCCACCUUCAACGUGAUAAAUAUUUCUCUGAAAAUCGAGCUCGAUUCUAUGCCGCCGAGAUAACCUUAGCUCUUGGCUACCUUCAUUCCCAGGGAAUCGUUUAUCGUGACCUUAAACCAGAAAAUAUCCUCUUAGACUGUGAUGGUCACGUUGUCCUGACCGAUUUUGGACUUUGUAAAGAUGGACUUCGAGAUCGUGAUACAACUUCAACCUUUUGUGGUACACCUGAAUAUCUUGCACCGGAAGUGCUUCGGAAAGAGGCCUAUGAUCGUCGAGUUGAUUGGUGGUGUUUAGGUGCUGUACUUUACGAAAUGCUUUAUGGUUUGCCUCCAUUUUACAGUCGAGAUACAGUUGAAAUGUAUGAUAACAUUUUGAACAAACCAGUUCGUCUUAGGACCAAUAUAUCGUUAGCGGCUCGAAGUAUACUUGAAGGGCUUCUUCAAAAGGAUAAACGUAAACGUCUCGGUGCUAAAAACGAUUCCGAUGAGAUUAAACGUCACGAUUUCUUUAAGCCAAUCUCAUGGACCGAAUUGGAAUUCAAACAAGUAUCACCACCAUUUAAUCCCAAUGUGAAAGGUUAUAUGGACUUAAAGAAUAUCGAUCCUGAUUUCACCAAGGAACCAGUUCCACAAUCAGUCUGUAAAUCUGUUAAUAUUUUCGGAGCUAAUUCCAUACCUGAUAAUGCAUUCCCUGGAUUCUCAUAUGCGGAAGCUCAUUGAUAACUAAUUUCGAUAAUUAUUUAAAUUGUUAUCCAUCUCUCUCUCUCUCUCUCAUCCCAUCUCACCAUCAUCAUCAUCAUCGCCAUCGUCAUCUCUUUUUUUCUGCAAAUUCUAAAUCAUCAUAAAUUCAUCAUUAAUUUGCUACAAUGAGAAAAAGAAAGUUCUAAUCAUGGUAACAAUUAAGAAGAGUCUCUUUUAGAAUCAAAAUCAUCCGUUAUAAUCAAGUUAUCGUUUUGAUAUUUACUCUUAAUUGUUUUUAACUCAUAAAGUCGUUUCUUUUAUUUUUUCAUCAUCAGCAAUUAUCAAAAUGAUUCCAAUUUGAUUAGUUCGUUUGAUUGAUUCGCAACUUUGACUUGCUUAAUUGUUCAAUGUUCCUUGUUGAUUGUUAAUUUCUUUUUUUUCUCAUGUUUUCUUGAUCAUUUUACAUUCUAUAUUUUUCUCUGUUGAUUAUUCAUCAUCAAACUCAUUCCUUAAUUGUCUUGAUAAUUCUGAUGAUAUUCAAUUUAAAUUCAGAUUAAUCAUCUCUUUCAAAGCUUUAAUUGUGAUUAAUCCUGAUUGGUAUUGAGAUAAUUUUAAUAUAUUAUGUGUUAAUAUCAAGUAAAUACUAUUGAUCCUGAUUAUCAUAUAAUUAGUGACAAUUUAAAAGGCAAAUAUUGUAAUAAUAAUCAUUUUUUAUCAUGAAACACAAAAAAAUUUAUAAUUGUUACCAAAAAAAGUUAAUUGUGAUCAAUAUCUUGAUAUAAUGAGCCAAGGAUCAAAUUGAAUCUUCAUUACUUGAUUAACUUCAAUCAUUACUCUGCCAUCUUAAUUGUGAUCAUCAUUUGCCUUAAUCUUAAUCCAAAUUUGAAUCCAUUAUAUUUCAAUGAACCCUCUUAAUUAUUUAAUAAUUGUAAAUCUAAUUGUCUAGAUAUCUUUAACUACAAAGAAAACUGUUAUUACUAUGUAACCAAACAAUUACUUUUUAAUUAAACUGAUUAACUUUUAAGCUAAAA